AUGCUCCUUGUGCCUGACUUCUGUCACCGAGAGCAAAAUGCUGUCUUCCUUGUGCUUCUUGUCGCUCCUUUUGCGAUCCUUCCAACCACGGUCGCCCUCCCGGCUGGUGUUGAGCUUGGCCCUGGAGAGGAUGUUCAAACAACUACGAACUCUUCUCCUGUCGCCACGUCUCAAUCACCGCUCCCGUCGACGACCACCUCGCUUGGCACUAGCCAGACUGUUACCACAACUACCAGUUCGACCGCUCCAUCUACUGGCACGACGGUCACGGUGGCUUCGGGCUACCGCAAUGCUCUCUACCUCACCAAUUGGGGUACCUAUGGCGCCAACUACCAACCCCAGCAGCUCCCAGGGAACAAGAUCACUCACGUUCUCUACGCAUUCGCCGACAUUGCGUCUGAUGCACGGUUGAUUGACGAUAUGGGACUCAACGCUUACGGCUGCGUCAAGCAGUUGUACCUCCUGAAGAAGAGGCAAAGGCACUUCAAGACGCUCCUGUCCAUCGGCGGCUGGACCUACUCGCCCAAGUUCGCUCCUGUGGCAGCAACGGAGGCCGGACGCCAACGCUUCUGGAACUCAUCCGCCACACCGCUAAAUCGCCGGCCUGCCGCAAAAAAAAACAACACCAUGAAACUCGGGGAGAUGGACCCGCUGCUCGACGCCUGGCACAUCAUGGUCCACGACUACGCCGGCUCCUGGGGCUCGACCACGGGCCACCAGUCCAACCUGCGCGCGGACCCGUCCAACCCGCAGGCCACCAAGUUCAGCACCGAGCGCGCCAUCACCGACUACGUCGCGCGCGGUAUCCCCGCGGCCAAGAUUGUCCUCGGCAUGCCGCUGUACGGCCGGGCGUUUGAGAACACCAAGGGCCUGGGCCAGCCGUACGCCAGCGUCGAGCCGGGUUCGAUCCAGGCGGGCGUGUAUCUCUGUGAGGACCUUCCACGGCCUGGGGUCAAGGAAAUCCAUGACGAGUCGGCCGGGGCGAACUACAGCUUUGAUGAGGCCAAGGGGGAGCUGGUGUCGUAUGACAAUGUGUUCGGCGCGCAGAAGAAGGCCGAGUAUCUCGUGAAUAAGAGUCUGGGCGGGGCUGUGUUCUGGGAGACGGUCGGGGACAUGACUGGAAACGGGAGCUUGGUGAGUGCGCUUGCCGGCGGGAUGGGCAGGUUGGAGACGGCGGAGAAUUGGUUGUCGUACCCGGAAAGUCGGUAUCAGAAUAUCAAGAACGGGAUGCCCGGGGCGUGA
This is a messenger RNA of Parathielavia appendiculata, 1242 nucleotides long. Its product is annotated as glycoside hydrolase family 18 protein. The record is from RefSeq and is a predicted model, not a curated record. Gene Ontology annotation, molecular function: chitinase activity; chitin binding. Lineage: Eukaryota; Fungi; Ascomycota; Sordariomycetes; Sordariales; Chaetomiaceae. Gene Ontology annotation, biological process: carbohydrate metabolic process; chitin catabolic process. Gene Ontology annotation, cellular component: extracellular region. Bases 1 to 1242 code for a protein of 413 amino acids. The transcript is spliced from 6 exons.